AUGGCCAACAAGACGAGCGAUAUUGGGGGCAAGUAUGUCACUACCGUUGACCUAUAUGCCGAGGUAAUUAAUAAAGUCGUGGAACAUAUGCGCAUUGAUUUCGAUGAAGCUGGAGUAGAUUCAGAUGUCCUCCAUUAUGUGAAGACGGAAUGGAAACAUAAGUUGGCGGAGUCAAAAUGUUUGGAUGGAAUACCAAGAGUACCAAACAACGUAAACAAAACGUCAGCCAUUGACAACGCUGACAACGUUAACAAUGACCAGACCAACUGCAUCGACAGCAUCAGCCUAAAAAACUCCAACUUUUUGCAUCAUGUUGAAAACAACAACAACAACAAUAAAGAUGAUCCGAACAUCUUACCCCGCUUGAUCAAUCCAAAUGCGGUGCAUUCAAAUGCGGUGCAUUCUGGCAACACAAACCAGAAUCUUCAAAACAAGAAUGCACGGUUGGGUAAUUCGAACAAUAUUCGUCGGAUCAAUUCGAAUGCCGUGCCACGCUUGAUCACAAACACUGGCUUGAACGUCUCUCACAGGUUGCCUCCAAACAACAACAUCAACCUAAACAACAUUAAAAUUAACAGUUCACACGUUUUGCAGCAAUUGAACAGCAACAACACCUUAAACGCGUUGACAGGAUUUCACAAGAUAACAACAAUGCCGAGAAACAUUAACAUCAUGAGCUAUCCGAUGAACUCUGGCAUAAACAACGUAAACAAUCCGAAAAACACGAACGAGGACAUUCGAAACUUGAAUCAAAAUAUUCCAGUUAAGUUUAAACGCCACUUGGACAACACGAAUCAAAACAUUCCAAUCAAGUCUCCACGUUUAGACAACAUGAACAAUGUUUGCCGAAUCAAUUCAAAUGAAGUACCUUACUUGAUCAACGAGGUUAACUCGAACUUGAACAACAGAAACAUGACGCCGCGCCUGAUCACUAAUAUUUUCUCGCCUAGGAACAACGUCAACCUGAACAGCAUCACUAUUAACACUUUGCAAAUCCCGAACAAUAUUAAGUACAUCUCCAGCUUGAACAACAACGUUAUCAGUCCAAACCUUCGGCAACCCUUGAACAACAACACCGGUAAAAACAAAAUAUUGAACAGCAACAUCUCCUUGAACAACAACAUCAACAAAGGCCUGACCAGCCCAACUGUUUUGCAGCGUUUGAACCUGGGAACACCUGUGCCAAGAAAGAACUCUUUAGUAUCUCGUAGGAAUCAAGAUGGGAGCUCUGAAGUGCUAUUCAGAAUUGGAGGACAGACGGACGGAUCGUGGGACGAUUCCGAUGAUGAAGAAAAUGAAGAAAAUGUGUUGGAAGAACUUGAUGACCUCUCUGACGAUUCCUCGGCUGCAGGAAAGGAGGAUUCUGACCCUUUGAACUCAGACGAUGACGAUGUUGAACAUGACAUAGACGAAAAUUCUAUUGAGAACUUCGUGGCUUGUCAAUACAUCAAGGUAGUGAAGAACAAGUCCAUUUGGAGGGCGUACUUUAUGUUCGGCAUCAUUCACGUGGACGGAAAGGAGGAAGCCUUCCACCAGGCACUGGGAAAGGAGGAUUCUGACCCUUUGAACUCAGUCGAUGACGAUGUUGAACAUGACAUAGACGAAAAUUCUAUUGAGAACUUCGUGGCUUGUCAAUACAUCAAGGUCGUGAAGAACAGGUCCAUUUGGAGGGCGUACUUCAUGUUCGGCAUCAUUCACGUAGACGGAAAGGAGGAAGCCUUCCACCAGGCACUGGGUGAAGUUAAAUUUUAG
Messenger RNA from Helobdella robusta, 1752 nucleotides. RefSeq lists its product as hypothetical. The record is from RefSeq and is a predicted model, not a curated record. Gene Ontology annotation, biological process: transcription initiation at RNA polymerase II promoter; transcription by RNA polymerase II. Gene Ontology annotation, cellular component: transcription factor TFIIA complex. Lineage: Eukaryota; Metazoa; Annelida; Clitellata; Rhynchobdellida; Glossiphoniidae. The coding region runs from base 1 to 1752 and encodes 583 amino acids. The transcript is spliced from 2 exons.